AUGGGCCGCCUGACACUUCAGUCAUCUAAAAUUCAAACAUGGAACUGAUUAAACGUAACAACCUCGUAAAUAAACGUGUAGACAGAGAAUGAACGUUGCUGAUGGAAUCGGUACGAUGUCCGUUAAGGAUGCUAUAAGAGUAUUCACAGACACCAUGAGGUCUUUGAAUUCGACGGAUCAACAAAUCUUUUUAUCAUUUAUUGCCGAUAAUUGGCGUCCCGAGGAAGCGAAAAUUGAAUAUGCCUCGAGAAAUUCAACAGAUAAUUGCCGUAACGAAACCGACUCGCAAGAAGAGCUAUUAAGAAAUAUAAAAAGAAUUGCUACUGAUGUUAGAAGUAGAAUCCCAUUCGAUGGUAUUCUCUCGUCGGAAUUCAUUACUCCGCCGAAUGUUGGAGAGAAUUCAAAUUGUGACGCGACAUCGACGAAACACGUUGAUGCAUUUCUUUAUGACAACAGGGAAGUCGACGAGCUUAUAGACGAAGGAAAGUUAAGCAACUUGUAUUGUGUCAAUUGUGGGUCCAGUGAUGUAAAAGAAUAUAAUAUCAUAUCGCAUUCCAUGUCGGUGUCCGCCAUGCUGUACAUAUUUCACAAUGUUUUACCAUCGCUGGAAGGAAAAACUUUACUGGACGUAGGAUCUAGGUUGGGUGCUGUGUUAUACGGGGCAUACAUAUUUACAUCUGCUUCGAAUAUCAUCGGCGUUGAAAUGAAUAAAGAACUUUGUACGUUACAAUGCGAUAUGAUAAAAAAAUAUAAAAUGAACGAUCGUAUUGAUAUUGUGAACGAGAGAAUCGAAGACUGUUCAAAGAUUGUACAAAGUAGCGAUAUAAUUGUCAUGAAUAAUCCGUUCGAAUUUUAUGUGCCAGAAUCCGUGCACGCGGAAAUCUGGAAAUUUUUUAAAGCCAACAUCCAAAGAGGAACGAUUCUAGUUACCAGACCGUCUAUCGAAACAACUUUAGAGAAUCUGCGGACAGGAAUAUCCAUAACGAAGUGGUUGAAACCGUACGCGUCAGAAAAAAUUACAGGCGAACCUGAAGUAUUUGGAUCCCUGAUCGUGAAUCCUGAUGAACACUCUGACAUCAACUUCUACGAAGUGAUGUAACGAAACGACCGAGAAAGAAAGAAAUAUUUUCAUAGAUGCUGUACGAAGAACGUUAUGCUAUAAGAAUUUUAUGUACAUAUAAAAGUAUGCUGUAAUAAAUAACGAAGUUUAAUGUUACAUUUUACAAGAAAGGAAAUAUUACGAAAGAAGAUAAUUUCUUAAGAGUAAAAGUUUGAAAAAUAAAGGA
Molecule: messenger RNA, 1286 nt
Organism: Colletes gigas
Lineage: Eukaryota; Metazoa; Arthropoda; Insecta; Hymenoptera; Colletidae
Exons: 5
Coding region: 89-1099 (336 amino acids)
Molecular function (GO): methyltransferase activity
Source: RefSeq, a predicted model, not a curated record